Molecule: messenger RNA, 702 nt
Organism: Platichthys flesus (European flounder)
Lineage: Eukaryota; Metazoa; Chordata; Actinopteri; Pleuronectiformes; Pleuronectidae
Product: mitochondrial carrier homolog 1-like
Exons: 4
Coding region: 173-505 (110 amino acids)
Biological process (GO): positive regulation of apoptotic process
Cellular component (GO): mitochondrion; membrane
Source: RefSeq, a predicted model, not a curated record
CAGAUUGUUAUGAGCUCACUCACAUUCCAGUAAAUACAAUGUAUCUGACUAGUUCACAUACAUAUGUUGUACAACUGAAACCCACGUCGCGUAGAAACUACGAUGUUAUCUUUCUAGCCUUCAGCUCGGCACAGCGGGGAUGAGCAGUGUCCUCCUCCCACGGUAACUAAAUAUGGAGCCGUCAGAAAACCUGUCAGUAUGUGUGGACCCGGAUGCUACACCGACCCUCGUGCCUCUGGACACCGCAGUGCUGCUGCUAGGAGCUGGUGUGACAGCCGUCACACACCCGCUGCUGUACGUGAAGCUGCUAAUACAGGUGGGACAUGAACCAAUUCCUCCAACUGUGGGCACAACGAUGUUUGGAAGAAGAGUCUUAUACUUACCUGGCUUCUUCUCCUAUGCACAUCACAUUGUGAAGGUGGAUGGAAAGAGGGGACUCUUCCGUGGCUUCUCACCUCGUUUCGUAACCAGUGGAGCAACGCUAAACAGCAGGCGGAGCUUCUAGCAAAGAGAGACGACCUUCAGACCUCACUCCAGAAAGUGGUUAGAGAGGUGAGAGAUCACCCUGCUCCCGACUUUGGGAUCAUCCCAGGCUCAAUUCAUGUGGAGGCUAACUGCUGUAGAGGUAGUUUUUUGUUACAGUGUAAAAUUAAUCUGUCAAAGUAGUUCUUAAAAAUGUUCAACCAGUGCACAGAGAAUGGA